Symbiodinium sp. CCMP2456 is the source of this 2064-nucleotide messenger RNA. The record is from the annotation of a GenBank genome assembly. Lineage: Eukaryota; Dinophyceae; Suessiales; Symbiodiniaceae.
GCAAGUUGUUGCAACCAAAGCGUGCAUCAAGCGCCGGGUAGCUCCAAGAUCUUGGCAAUGUUGCCCACAGUCAUGCUGCGUUACUUUAAGCUGAUGCUUCUGUGUCUUCUGAGGGAAGGGUCUGUAUUCGGGUCAAGGACGGAGGUUGUCACAGAAUUAGCCAACGAGACAGAGAUCCACGCCGAUCCUCAACCUGCACUGUGUGCUGAGAAAACAGCACUGUGGCACGGCGAGUGUGUUGACUGCAAGUCUCGACACCUGCUGUGCAGCACGAAAGGAAGCGUCGCGGCAGAUGCUCAGCCAGAGCCGGGGUAUGCCAAGUUAAGUGCAGGCGAUGCGAGAGCUUAUCGUUGCCUGCCUCCGGCCAAACGCUGCGAGCCUGAUCUCACCAAGCCAAAUGCAUCCAGCACCGGGCUGGGCUGCGCUAUUGGCUACACUGUCCCUUUGUGUGUCGCUUGCGAUGUGGAUUAUUUUGCCAGUGGCACUCAAUGCAAGCAUUGUGCGAAAGCAUCACAGUCUGCUGCAGUUCGCUGGGCGCCGGCUCUUCUGGCGAUGUUGCUGGUUUUUGCCGGGGCUGCCUACUAUUGUUGGAGGUCCCGCAUGGACAUCAAUGCGGACGUCAAUAGCCUAGAUGUGAAGCCGAAGCAGAGCGCUGCCGGAGUCCUGAGGCAGCUCAUUGUUCUACAAGCUCCGCUACUGUUGCAGCUGGUGCAGCUUUGGUCCCUGCUAGGAGGGCUAGAGCCAGAAGUUGUUGGCAAUAAAGAGCUCACAACGGCAACGUCCUGGAGGGGCCCAUGGGAGCUGGCUUAUGUCAAGACUUUGCUGUUGUCUGCCCAGGAUUUACAAGGCAUCGUCAAUAUCCAGUGCUAUGGAGAUGGCACUUUCAUACGGUCCAUGACGGCCAUCAUUUCACCAAUGAUUCCUUUGUUCCUGCUUCUGUGCUGUGCUGUUGUGGAGCUGUUCCGCCCCAGCAUUGGCGUUGCUCUUUCUUUGAAGCUUCUGUCACUGCUUUUCAUUGGGGGUGCCUCCAGCUGUUACCGACUGACUGCCUGCCAGUUUGUAGAUGGCGAGGAUCGCAAUCUUGAUACGCAGGCGUUCUACACCGUAUUUCCACACUUGAAAUGCUACAUGGGGACCGAAGAGGACGUGAAGCAGAAAGGCAUGAUCAGCACCGUGUUUUGGCUAACCGCAUUUGCUUACAACUUUCUAAUCCCUUGCUUCCUGCUUCGUGUCAUGGCCAGGCAGCAUGUCGCUCUGCAGGACACCCGGCUGUUUGUUGCUUGCUCGGCAUCAGAUAGAGGCAAUACCCAGAUCUUGCGGCUUCAGCCGCUGGGCAUUCUGCCACCGCUCGAGAAGGAUGACGGAGCAGAUCGGCAUUUGCUGGCAGCUGCCGUGGCCCACAUGGUUGUCUACAUGCAUGGUCCGGUGAAGGUGGAGCUGGUGCAGGAUGCAGUCCACGUGACGCCUCUGGAAGACGCGCAACCUGCAACGCUCGAAUCGCAUGACUUGGGGACUCUGCUGGCAUCGCGGCUGGUGCCCAAGCAUAAGUUGGAUGUGCAGCGUGCCAGGAACAUUCAGCAGAUGCUCAGCGAGCGCGGUGUGCUGGAGACCACCUCCGAUCCCCUCCUGAUAGGUGCCAAGACGCUCCUGUCCAAGUAUGCACUCGGCGGGAAAGUUUGGAUGGAGGUUGCCGUAAAGCUUGCCUCGGUGAAUUUGGCGGCUGUCAUCUCUGGCGACUUUGGGUUUCACCUGGCCGUCAUCUCCACACUAUGCAUGUCGGGAGUAAUUUUGGUGCUGUCUCCAUAUGCUUCCCCACAAUUGAACAUAUUACACAGCUUCUGCUUCCUUUGCCUAACUUUGGGAGCAGUGGGUUUUCUCACGCAGCAAGUCCUUCUGUCUCGAUUGGCCCUGGUUGCGCCCUUUGUGCUGUGCCUGUGCCAGGCUCGGCAGCCAGAUAGCUUAGAGUCAUUGGCGUUGCGCAUCUAUGAAGAGAUGGCCGGGAAGUUGGCUGAGCUUCGAGAUGGAAAGCCUCUACAAGCCAGCGUGGAAAUCUUGAAGUGCUAA